CUUUUAUAGCUAAAAAUAAUUAUUAUUACUCUUCUUCAUUCUUCUUCAACUUGCACCCGAUUCCUUCCGGAUCUUACGCGACGGGCUCUGUUUCUGUUUCAGGGAGGGAGAGAUGCUUGUAUGAUGUAGAUCAAGUGGAUAUGGUAUCUUCCAUCAAGUUUUAGUAUCAUCACCGCUUGUGUUUUAGAAGAAGAAGAAGAAGCUCUGUUCCUCUGUUUGGGAGAUAACUGGUGAGCCUGAGAAUUUGGAUUUCAGAUCAUGCCUUACUUUGCUCAGAGGCUUUACAAUACUUGCAAGGCCUCAUUCUCUUCAGACGGGCCAAUCCCUGAGGAGGCUCUCCAGAAAGUUCGCAAUGUCUUGGAGAAAAUCAAGCCCUCUGAUGUUGGAAUCGAGCAGGAAGCUCAGCUGGCACGGACUAGGUCUGGUCCUCUCAAUGGAAGUAACCAGUCUCCCCCAGCAAUAAAGUAUCUUCAUUUGCAUGAGUGUGACAGUUUCUCUAUUGGAAUUUUCUGUAUGCCACCUUCAUCUAUGAUACCACUUCAUAACCAUCCGGGCAUGACUGUGGUCAGCAAGCUCAUAUAUGGUUCAAUGCAUGUGAAGUCAUAUGACUGGAUAGAGCCUGACCUGACCGAACGAGAAGAUCCAUCACAAGGAAGACCCGCGAAACUGGUGAAGGAUACUGAGAUGACGGCUCCAACCCCAGCAACCACGUUAUACCCGAGAAGCGGUGGCAACAUUCAUUGUUUUAAAGCCAUCACCCAUUGUGCUAUUAUUGAUAUCUUAGCUCCACCUUACUCUUCAGACCAUGAUCGGCAUUGUACUUACUUCCGUAAAUCCAGAAGGGAAGACUUGCCCGGUGAAGUAGAAGUGGAUGGGGAAGUGGUAGCAGACGUGACUUGGCUUGAGGAAUAUCAACCGCCUGAUGACUUUGUGAUACGAAGAGUUCAGUACAGGGGUCCUGUUAUUAGAACUUAAUUUGUACGUGUUAUAUCUCUCUUGAUUCCUCUACAUUAUUGGUGAAGCAGAUUCGGAUUUUUAUUUAAUAUCACACUCUUCUUAGAUUUGGGAUCUUUUUUUAUAUUACUGCAAACGGGAUUGUACAUACGCAAAAUAUUUUAUGUACUGGCACUUACUAUCUUUACAAGAUAAAAUGUUUAGUUG
Brassica oleracea var. oleracea is the source of this 1161-nucleotide messenger RNA. Its product is annotated as plant cysteine oxidase 4. The transcript has 6 exons. Gene Ontology annotation, molecular function: oxidoreductase activity, acting on single donors with incorporation of molecular oxygen, incorporation of two atoms of oxygen. The record is from RefSeq and is a predicted model, not a curated record. NCBI's taxonomy places the organism in Eukaryota, Viridiplantae, Streptophyta, Magnoliopsida, Brassicales, Brassicaceae. Bases 259 to 975 code for a protein of 238 amino acids.